GGGGCGCUCGGUGGAACGCGGUGUCGGAUCCGAUGAAGCCCCGCUCGGGAUUUAUUCGGGAGCCGGCGACUCGCCCAGCUGCCUUCCUGCCGAGCAGCGGGAGAUGGGGAAUUCGCUGGGCUGCGUUAAAGAGCAGAAGGAAAAAGCUGCGGGGAAGAAGGCACCGCUGUCUCCCAAAAAAAGGGUGCGCUUCAAGCGGAGGCGGAGAGGGAAGAGGAGAGCGAUGCCCGAGGCGGCCCCGCAGGAGGAGCCGCCGGCGCUGGAGGUGGCCGAGGAUGAGGAUGAGGCGCUCAAAGCAGCGAAGGCAUCCCCAGGGCAGGAGGGAGGAGAGGAGGAGCCCUCCGGCAGCCGGGACGCCGAUCUGGGCGCGCUGCAUCCCGGCAUCAUCGUGCAGGUGAAGGAGCGCUUCCAGGGCGAGCUGCAGAAAGCGCGCCUGGUGCUGGAGCCGCAGCGGCCGGGUGUGGCGGGGGCUGCCCGGGAGGAAGGCACCACCGUCAUCGCCCGCCUGCUGGACAACCCGGCCGACAAGGACUGCGAGAAGGCGGUGAGCCGCCUGGUCGAGCUGCAGAGGAGCGGCAGCUGCCGGGCUGUGCUGCUGCCGCUGCGCGCAGGGACCGACGGCCGUGCUGGGACACUGCUGUCCCCGGCCAGCGCCGUGCCCGGCCGGGAACCGGCACCCAGGGAUGCUUGGAAAGGAGGCAGCAAUGAUCCCGUGCCCGGCCGGGAACCGGCACCCAGGGAUGCUUGGAAAGGAGGCAGCAAUGAUCCCGUGCCCGGCCAUGAACCAGCACCCAGGGAUGCCUGGGGGAAAGCAGGCAGCGAUGAUCCCACCUCCAGCACCGCCUGGACCUGCUCCUCCUCCUCCGCAGCAGAGCCGGGCACCGUGUCCGAGCUGUCCACGCCGUCCCCCAUGGUGGAUCAGCUGGAGAACCCCAGCGUGGGGAGAGGCUCGGGGCUGCCGUCGGAGGGAGACGGGGCCGGGCCGGCGGCGUCCCGCAGCUCCUCGGGGUACGGCAGCGAGCGGCCGGCCAAGGGCACCGGAGCUGCUGGGAGCACGGUGCCACCCGCUGAUGGUGGCCUCGGGCUCGCUCUGGAGGGCCGGGCUUGCAGGGGGAGCUCGGGGACAGCCGGAGCAAUGGUCAGUGUGUGAGUGUGCCCCCUUUCUGGAGUGGGGGUGGGAGGGUCUGGCUAUGGGGACCCCAAAUCCUGCUGGCUCCUGGGCAUGGUGAUUUCGGCUCAGGGACCCCUAAUCCUUCUGGCUCCUGUGCAUGGUCAUUUCAGCUCAGGGGAUCCCAAAUCCUGGUGGCUCCCGGGCAUGGUGAUUUCGGCUCAGGGCACCCCAGAUCUUGGUGGCUCCUGGGCAUGGUUGUUUCGGCAAGGACCAAUCUCGUGCUGUGGCAGGAUGCUGGGGCAGAAAGCUCCUGAGGCUUUUCCCCUGCAGCAUCUCCUCUGGGAAAGUAUCCCUUGGGGGGGAGUGAGCUGU
Melospiza melodia melodia is the source of this 1483-nucleotide messenger RNA. RefSeq lists its product as uncharacterized. The transcript has a single exon. The record is from RefSeq and is a predicted model, not a curated record. The coding region runs from base 104 to 1150 and encodes 348 amino acids. Lineage: Eukaryota; Metazoa; Chordata; Aves; Passeriformes; Passerellidae.